GCCCUCACUGUGACCUCACAAACAUGGCGGCGCCCGUGAGCAGAUACAGCUGGUUUGUUUCCGUGUCUAGGAAAGUGGGUAGUUGUCUAUUUAACUCAGUUUUCGUCGCCCAGGCAGCAACGUACGCGAACACAAUGGACUCACAGAGACCCACGAAGCUGGAGUUUGCGGUGCAGAUGUCAUGUGAGAGCUGUGCGGUGAAAAUCCGAGCUGCCCUGGAGGGUAGACCAGGAGUGCGGUCGGUCAACAUCGAUGUGGGUAAGGAGGAGGUGUUGGUGGAAACGGCUCUGACCAGCGCCGAGGUUCAGGCUCUGAUCGAGGGCACGGGGCGCAGAGCCGUGCUGAAAGGUAUCGGAGGAUCAGUGCGAGACCUGGGGUCAGCGGUGGCCAUGCUGGCCGGCGCGGGGAGCGCCGUGGGCGUCGUGCGUUUCCUGCAGCUGUCCGAGGAGCGCUGUUUGAUCGACGGGACGAUCGACGGGUUGGAGCCCGGACCCCACGGCCUUCAUGUCCACGCACUGGGAGACCUCACGCAGGACUGCCUCAGCUGUGGCGAGCACUAUAACCCCUUUGGAAAACAACACGGUGGCCCAGAGGACUCUGACAGGCAUGUAGGCGAUCUGGGAAACAUUGUUGCUGGCCCAGAUGGCAGAGCCUCCUUCAGACUAGAGGACAGUCAGCUGAAGGUGUGGGACGUGAUUGGCCGAUCGCUGGUUGUAGAUGCCGGGGAGGACGACCUGGGUCGAGGCGGUCACUCUCUCUCCAGACGGACUGGAAACUCCGGGGAAAGACUGGCCUGUGGGAUCAUCGCCCGAUCAGCAGCUCUCUUCCAAAACCCCAAACAGAUCUGCGCCUGCGACGGCGUCACGCUGUGGGAGGAGAGAGACCGGCCGAUUGCCGGGAAGGGUCGGAGCAAGAACAAUGCGGAGACGCCCGCGGCCAACCUCUGAGCCUACGGCGCAAAACGCCGAGCGUACACCUGUGGAGCCUUUGAAGAGAAAUACAGAGGAGCACUGAGAAACUCUCCCCGCCAAAGACAGAAUGGCCUUAUCUUCUUUUAAAUAUUCUUUGUGGUCAAAUCAAAUCCUGUUGCAGGAACCGCAUCAUGUCGUCUGAGGAUUUUUGAAAGCACUAAAAGAGAUUAAAACAGCCAGAGACUUUUAAAGAAGUCCCCUCCGAUUAGCCAGCUGUCUGUUCAGACGGUUAUAUAUUUUGUAUUUCAGUCGCCUCUGACACAGCUGCCUCAUUGCUUUCUAAUACGAUGAGCUUGUAACAUUUGAGGGGAUCCGUUUUUGGCCGCGGCGGCUGCGAUAAAUGCACUUCAAUUUGCUCUCAAAGUGUCUAAUCAAUUAUGCGAGCCUCUUUUAAAAAAAAAAAAAAGUAGUAGUAAAGAAAGGUAACACAGCUCACACUCUGCUCCCAUGAUCACAGUAGAAACUCAGAGAUUCCUUCCAGUGAGUCAGGAAGAAGUUAACCUCAAACGUACAUGUUGUGUUUAGAGAGGAAAAUGAACAAACACAGAAUAAACAAUGUAAUGUUUAUUAAUCAUAUUGUCCUAAAGGCUGGUAGCUUUUCAGCUGUGGUAGGUCUUAUCUUCAAUCUUCUUCAACAUUAGUUUUGUGAUUGAAUUGGGGACAGAAAUGUCUAAAAACACAGACAACAUAAAGGAUAAAAACUCAAAGCUUCAACCUUUCCAGCUGGCAUUAAUUGCAGUUUACUCGUGGAAAAUUCCAGUUCCAGUGUGCAGCCACGAGUCCCCCAUAGUGUCAUAUAUUUAAAGUUGCUCUUGUGUAUGUUUACUUGACCAAAAGGUUUGAUGUUUAGCGAGCGCUGUGAGUUUCAUUACGACUGAAAAAAAAAAAAAAAAAAACUUCCUCCACUGGUGUUUUCAUUGACAAUCCAUGAGGUGGUGUGAGUGACUCGAGUAAGAGACAUGAAGGAGAGGUGGGGUGGGGGGGGGUGGGGGGGGGGGGGGGGUGUCUUUAAGUAAUGUAUGCUCAGCUGUUUUUAUCCAACAUGGACUCUGAGUGUUCACUUCCUUCAUGGUGGCUGCGGCCAACUUUAGAGCAGAGUAUGAAGAACUCCCCUACAAGCACUUGUUGAUUUCUGUUAAUGUGUAUUUUUGUCGAUAUGGGGGACAGUGUGUGUGUGUGUGUGUGUGUGUGUGUGUGUGUGCAGCAGGAUUCACAUUGAUUUAUUGCACUAAUUGAGCGUCUGUCUUGUUCCCAGUCACGCCCCAACAUGCUUAUUGAAUUCCCCCCCCCCCCCCCCCCGAAUUGUUCUGGACACCUCCUUUUGCAUUUGUGUUUGCAAGGUUGUGAACACAACUUUAAUGCAUGUCUGCGACUGUCAGGAUUCUUCGUUUUAGUUCUUAUUUAGUUUGGACAAAAUCCUGAAUUUCUCUGAGUGAAAUCCAAAGGAAAACGAUUUAAAGCAGCUGUGAAGGCAACUUUAGGUGUGAAGCUGCAAGCAAGGAUUGUUUUAUUUUCACUUACAUUUUUCUUUUAUUGCUAGAAAUAGAGACACUUUGCCACGUCCAUUUUUUUUUUCUGUCAAAUCCAGAAAGUAUGAAUGGAAGCUGACGUGCUCACUCAAUGAAUGUUGGGUAAUGCUUUAGUAGGGACAAAUAACUGAAGAAAAAACAACAACAGUGGACCAGCUUACCUCCUUAAGUUGCUAAAAUAAAAGAUGUGAACUCAACUUAGAUGGAGAGCUGCAGCUGACGUUUGCUUAUUUAAUGAUUUUCAGAUGUGGAAAUGUUUUCUUAUCAGUUUUUUAAUCUACACAAUAUUUUAAAAAAAAGAAGCAAAAACCAGUCCUCAUUUCCCUCAGUGGGUUAAAUCGCAUUCAAAGAUGUUUUUUCUUUGUCUAAAAAGUAUUAAAUCGAUGAUGAUUUAAGAGCUGUGACUACAGAUGGUUGAUGUUAUUGCUCUUUCAGACGUAGAUUCAUUCAUUCUUUUCAUCAUUAUUAAGUCCUUAAAUUCUGUAAAAUCCCUUAUCUUGCCUGUCGCCCAAAGUAAUACAUUUGAAUAUGUAUUUUUAUUUCUUAAUCCAAACAUGAUUUAAUGUACUCAAAGCUGGAACCAUGAUUGUCCAGUGUUGCAACAUAAUGGAUUUUUUUUUUCUUUCCGAUGAUCUGUCCUUUUCUUCUUUUAAAUGUAUAAAUCUGACUGAAUGUACAAAACCUAUACAAGCAUUAAUUCUGCUAUAGAUCUGUCCUCUGUGAUAUAAAAGCAAAUGUGUUUUUUUUUUGUUUUUUUUUUCCCACAACACAUAAUCAUCUCUCUAAGUGUUUUUCUGUCUCUUUGGGGCAGAACUCUGCACCUUUUGAGGUAUAGCCUCGAACACUUCCACUGGUCUUUAAUCAAUUAAACAGUAAACAGGCUCUGA
This is a messenger RNA of Labrus mixtus (cuckoo wrasse), 3387 nucleotides long. RefSeq names its product copper chaperone for superoxide dismutase-like. The transcript has 8 exons. The coding region runs from base 24 to 947 and encodes 307 amino acids. The record is from RefSeq and is a predicted model, not a curated record. NCBI's taxonomy places the organism in Eukaryota, Metazoa, Chordata, Actinopteri, Labriformes, Labridae. Gene Ontology annotation, biological process: removal of superoxide radicals. Gene Ontology annotation, molecular function: copper ion binding.